Molecule: messenger RNA, 1977 nt
Organism: Exophiala spinifera
Lineage: Eukaryota; Fungi; Ascomycota; Eurotiomycetes; Chaetothyriales; Herpotrichiellaceae
Exons: 1
Coding region: 1-1977 (658 amino acids)
Source: RefSeq, a predicted model, not a curated record
AUGGAACUAAGCACCGCUCUCGACGAUGUAGGAAACCGGGAUAAUGUGCCAUUGAGUAAGACUCAAUUAACUUCUUCACCAUCCAAUCAGCCACCUGGAUCACAGCAGGAUGAAGCACGAACGAUCCAUGUACCAUCCGCCCCAGAGAGGCUCGUACCAGUUCUAGCGGAUAUGCCAUUCGCGCAGGGUGAAAAUGCUAAAACUUACUUUACGCGCCCGAACAGGUACUUCGGUCCAGCUUCAACCUGGAAAUCAUGGACAGAGGAGGAGAGGACGAUAACAGAAAGCAUAGAUGCUAUGCACUGCCGAGAUCUGGGAAUACACCUAGUCAAUUCUUUCGCCCUCAAACGGAAAGCGUCAGUCGCGAUACUGUCUGGGAGGGGACGCAAGCGACGACGAACGACGGAAGGAAAAGACCGAGCGAACCCCGCAGGGUCUAUGGACAACGAUGCGGACACAGCUUCAGCACAUGAAGAUGCGAAUACAACGGUGUUCUCUAUGCCGAAGUGUUGGACUGCUUGGCCCCUGCCUCCCGACAAGGUGCCCAGAGAGGAAUUUCUUCCAAUGACGGCACUUGAUAUGGCAUUUCGGUCUGAAGUUGACACGAGACCCAGCACAAAUCUCGAACAAUGUCUAAUCUCAAAUGCCACAAAAAUCGCGCGAGACCGAUGGGAGACACGCCAAUGGGACAACACGUCCUCAGAACUAAAGACUGAUACCAAAGCCCACACACCAAAAGCUGGAUCAGAAUUCGAAGGUAACAAUGCGACAACGGAAAAUGACGGCUCGGAAGGUGAUGGACAUGACAUGGAAGAAGAGCAGUCAUCUUCAGAGGAUGCUCAGUUUCCCAUGUUCUCCUCCCGAGCAUUUUCAGCAUCAAACUCGCCCGAACCUAAAUGGCGUGGUCUUCAGACCGAACGCAAUGCCGAUCAGACAUUGUUUAAUGAUAAGCCUGUUCCCAUAGCCGAUGAUGACAAGGCCGCGCAGUACUUCCUUCCUAGUGCGAGACAUGUCUUGUCUAAGCUUGAUGAUUUACUUCUUGGUCUACACAAAGCUCGGUAUCCUUAUGCAUCGAAGCCGUACAGGAAGAGCAGCGUUAAAAUUUUGAGUACAUCAGAGGAAAGAGCUAAGAGCACGGGUCUCGGCAGAAGCAGCUCUCGAUCUACGUUCCACAGGAGUCGUUCUGGAAAACCAUCCCCAGCGGCAAGAGAUUCGUCCAACUUUUCUUCCAUGUCCCAGUUGUCAGCAGGAAAGACAAGACCACUCGCGGAGCUUGGCUUACGCGACUGGAGUGACGUGGUGGGCAUGGCGUCGCUUACUGGCUGGGAUCCUGCCGUGGUUGAAAGGGCAAGUGAGCGUUGUGGCCGCUUAUUCGGAGAAAAUAUGCUGUUCCGUGUCUUCCACGAAGGGGAAGCCAAAGAAGUCGAGAAAUCACAUUCCAUCGCCCAUCUUGCCGUAGACAGUGAGGUCUCCGAAGAAGCAAACGAAGAAGCAUUUGGAGCAUCGCAUACUUGUCCGCACGAGUCAUGCCCCAGGCACAGUGUCCCGUUUCGGAAGACUGCGCAUCUACAACAGCAUCUGGAAGAAGUCCAUGUUGCAAGUGGAGGAAACCGGAGUCGAUCUCGGUCGAGAAUGUCAGCAUCGAGAGGCACAAGUGUCGAUUUUAGUGACGUCGACGUCGACAUGCUCGCACAUCCCGACGUUAUAAUAUGCCCAGUUGCAGGAUGUAAACGUGGCCAAAAGCCAUUCCCGACGGGCAGAAGGCUCUACGAGCAUAUUAAGAGAAUCCACCCCGAGGUUGAUGUGAAGACGGUCAAACAAAUGGAAAGCAGGAGACGCGGGGAACGAAGAGGGAGAUGGUCCAAAGAGAAAAUCCGUCAACGAAGCUUGAGCCAAAGGAGGGCGGCGAGUCCUGAAGACAUUGGAAAGCAAAGUCCUCUGGAGCUAGACGAGGAUGACGACGACGACGACGACUAA